CGAAACCCGUCGGUUUUCAACUGAGGCUUGCUUAAGAAAGAAAGCAAGCAAGCAAGCGAGGGGGAGGGUGUAUCUCCACGAACAUUUGGUAGUUGAGAGUGAAGCCGAGUCGAGGCGGCGUUUCAUUGCUCAGCGAUGCAGCAGUUCAGAAGCGGAGUUGUGCAGGAGAGUUGCUCGGUUUCCAUUUAUUAUUUUUUAAUUAUUUGUUAACCCCCAGUGUCCUCACUGCGGGUCCGGUCCGUCUCCAUGUGCCACCGAUGGGAAAUCAAAUCGACCGGAUCACCCACCUGAAUUACAGCGAGCUGCCCACCGGGGACCCCUCGGGCUUGGAGAAGGAUGAGCUGAGGGUGGGGGUCGCUUACUUUUUCUCGGACGAGGAGGAUGAGGGGGACGAGCGGGCGGCGGCGGCGGCGGUGCCCCCGCCAGCACCAGCCGGGGCGGCGGGGCUGCAGUGGAUGGAGGAGUCGAGCGUGGCCGGGGCUGAGGUGGUGGCGCCGCCGCCGCAGCAGCCGCCGCAGGUGCCUCCAGGGGGCGGUGUCGCCGGAGAGCUGGAGUACUCGGCCUUCUGCCGCCAGGAGUGCAUCUUCUCGAAGCUGAGCGGCAACCAGGACCUGCAGGUGCACGCCAUCAACGCGCUGCUGCCCCGCUGCCGGGCCGGCGACCUGUUGGAGCUCACCGUCAACGGCCAGGCCGCCCACUGGGCCGUCUACGUGGGCGGCGACCAGGUGGUCCACCUGCAGCAGCAGGAGAUCCGGCUCGACCACCUGGCCGAGGUCGGGGCGGCGGCGGGGGGAGGCGGCAGGGCAGGCCGCAUCGUCAACACCUGGUACCGGUACCGGGCCCUGCCGCCCGAGCUGGUGGUGCAGAACGCCCGCGGCCACCUCGGCCUCAAGGGCCGCGACAUCUGCUGGACCGACUCCGAGAGCUUCGCCGCCUGGUGCCGCUUCGGCAAGCGGGAGUUCAAGGCGGGCGGCGAGGUGCCGGGGGGCGGCGGCGGCGGAGGAGGAGGAGGAGGAGGAGGAGGGGGCGAGCGCCGCUACUUCCUCAAGCUGCACCUCUCGGACAACUGGGUGCACACCCUCAACUUCGCCAGCCUGCAAGAUCUGAUCAGGGAAAAGCGCCGGAAAGACGCCUGCGGGAAAAUACGAGUGCUCAAAGAGCUGUCCAUACUCAACCACAAGUAGCACUCUCUCUCUGGUUCCCCCUCUCCACCUGUCUCUUUAUUUCUCUUCCUCCUCUCUGCCUGUUUAGAUUUCCUUCCCCAACUCUCUGCUAUUAUUUCUCAUCUUAUCCAUACCUUCUCUGCCUCUAUUAUUCCUCAUCUUUCCCCAUUUCUCCUCUUUGCCUUUCCUCCUGAUCUGUGAUCUCAUCUCUCUGCCACUUCUCCUUCCCUCUGUCUCUAUUAUUCCUUCUCUUUCCCUGUUUCACCUCUUCACUUUGCGUCCUCUCCUUAUUUCUCCUCUUCACCUUUACUCCUGAUCUAUGAUGUCUCUCUCUGCCUCUUUAUUUUCUCUCCUGUCUCUGCCUCUAUUAUUCCUCCUCCUUCUUUCUCCUCUUCGCCUUUCCUCCUGAUCUGUGAUCUCUCUCUCUCUCUCUGCCUCCUCCUAUUUAUCCUCUUUUCCCCUUUCCCCUCUCUGCCUCUGUUAUUCAUCCUCUUUCACUAUUCCUCCUCUUUGCCUCUUUAUUUUUCCAGUAUGUUACCCUGAGAAGAGUUUAUUUCCCGCCCCGGCAAUUAUAAAGUCAGAGACCAAAUUGAAGGUUACCAGCUCCACUGACUGGCGGAAAACACUCAGACUACUAAGGUGUGAACUUGACCACGUACUGUACACUUUUUUUUGUAACUGCCAGUUUCUUAAUACAGCCCAGUGUUCUCAUUCCUUGUGCCAUAUUUUUCUUAUGUUAUCGUUUGAACCUGGACAUUGAAAUGUUUAUAUUUAGAAGUAAUGUUUUUAUCUCUUCAAAUGUCCUCUAUGUGCAGGAAACCUUUUGUUACUAUCUUUAUUCAAACUAAGUUCUUAGUUUUGCAUUGCGUUUGUAUUUGGGUGAGGUUAGGGUGCUAAUGUGGAAUUUCAGACUUAGAAAUAGCAAAUUAAAUGAAAGAGGCAAUGCUCAACUUUGAGAUUUCACCACUCCAAUUUUCCUGUAACUUUUCCGAAGGGAUGUUAUGGGGAUGGUGCUUUAUAUUCUAUUACUAAAAUAGCACAAAAAUAACAUUGAUAAUGUGGCUGCGACAUGUCAAAAAGAAUGUGCGUUCUUAAGCUCUGGAGACUGUCUAACACUCAGAUCUCCUUGUCAUAGUCUGUCAAAACAUUUGACACAGUCUGACAGAGCAUAUCAGUCCCUUUGAGCCAAACGCAGAGCAACAUUGGUCAAAAGUUUGGACCAUACAAAUUUCAGCUUGGGUGCAGUAUGGGGAGCUUUGCUGUCCAGUAUUCUGUGGCACUAGUGAGUAACACUAAGUGGGAAGCUCUGGAUUGCAGGAAGAAUAAUACUUUUAUUCGGAGUAUUGUUAAUGUGCAAAUAUUUGCACAUGGCAAUCCCCCUUUUUUGUUUUGUAUUUUUGUGCUUGCCCAUAUUUUGGACAUUUUCACUUUAAGAGGGAUAUAUUAGCCUUGGGUGAAAUGCAAAAUAGGUUUACUGAAAUGAUAUCUGGAUUCCUGAGUUUCAUGAAGCAGAGGUUGUACAAAUGUGUUACAUUUUUGUGGAAUUUAGAUUUAAGGGAUGGUGGCUUCAUUGAAGUUUUUAUAUUAAAGAUGAGCAGACAGCAGCCAGGCAUAUUUCUGUUGAUUGUGGAUUCUAGAACUAAGUGAGAAUAAUUUUAAAACCGAUUGUACCUUUCUGGGUGGUACAAGUUUGAAACUCUUCCACAACUGGCCAUUUAUGUUGAAGCAGUUAUAAUUUUUAAUUGCAGCUUUUGUUUUGUUAUCCAAAGGUGUUAAGAGAUAUUGGACAAAAGAAGUAAAAAGCUGGCUGUCGUGAUCUCGCCGAGAGGCUAAAAGACGGUUCUGUUUCAAAUAUUCACUUCAUGUAUGGCUGUCAAGUGACUUGUUACAGGUCACUGGAGUUUACUGAUUGCUCAUGUGAUCCAGUGUGCUGCCCACAGGAGCGGGGUGGGGUUUGGGGAAAGCAUUGCUCUCUGGCUUUCUGAACAGUGAAAGCUACACUGAGGCUGCUUACUCAAAGUGGUUGAAGAACCUAUAAUCUCUAGUCAGCGUCUUUUUUUUAGACCAAAAAUGAACAACUACCCAUAGUUUCCACUUGAUACUAAUUUUUUUUACAGAUACUGCUCACAAGGCCCCCACACCCUCCCCAUGGAGUGGGCGGCAGACACUUCUGGGCUCCCCAGAUUUAAUAGUAUAGGGAUGAAUACCAUACAUUGCUGUAUGUUAUGCUAUAAUGACGGAGAACAUUAACAUCCUUGAUGCUUUUUUAAAGCAGCAAAAUUCAAACAUUGCUUCUGCUCGGUAUGGCUGAGCAUGUUAAAAUCACCAAGUUCUUUAAAAUUUGCUCAGUGUGAACUCACUAGGACUUUCUCUGGCCAGUCUUUGAUCUUCCUCUCAGUUAUCUCGUAAAGCUUUGCAGUGAUGGAACCACAAGUUAGAAGUAGAAUUUAUAACAAUUCUUUAGUUAAUUCAGAACCUAGAUUGUAAUGGAACAGGCUAAAUUAAAUGACUUAAUUUUUGUUGUAAUUUUCUUAUUUGUAGUGGAUGCAUUGCCUGUUUUUCACCUGUUGUGCUGUUUCUGUACACGUUGGAUUGUAAUAUUGGCAGAUUGUUUUUGCUGUCUUGUAAGUUUUGGCACAGAGCCCACUGCUGGUUAAAAUAGUAACAUGAACAACCGAUACCCUAUGAAAGAGUAAGACCUAAUUCACUUGUAGUUAGAGAUAUUAAGUGCAAAAAAUACUGUUUUUGAACUAUUUUUAUUAUGCAUUACCACUUAACUAGAUCUGUGAUCAUUUUCACAUUCAAUAUUGCCCAAGUAUUCUCUCUCUUUUUGCCCCCCCCACCUCAAAAUUACUGUUUUCUACACUCUGCUCUUAAGUGGCAUCUCUGGAAUUUCAUUAGAACUGUUGCAACUUUUUGAAAUUUGAUUAAAUACUUUAAUAAGUCAUAAAAUCGUAGGCCUGUGGUAAAGGAGCUGUUAUUAUUAUUGUAACAAAAAAAUCAUUAAAUUCACAUUAAAGGAAAUUCCUUCUGCCAGUAACAUGCAUUUCAUAGGAAUGUCAAAGCAGGAAAUUUUUACUGUUGUUUGAAGAGUACUGUACAAUAGACUGUUCAUGGAGAUGUUGCCUACUUCACUCCCCUAAUUAUAUCCUUCGAUGCUAUGUAUUGAGAUUACUGCAAAGGAAUGUCUGACUAGUUUGCCACUACCCUUAUGUAACUACUCGAUUAAUCAUGUUUAUCUUUUUUAAUAAUUUAACAGAAAAUAUAUUAACUAGCUUAGUCAGUUUUUAACUGAUCGAAGGCAUAGUUCCAAUGAUCCCUCAAUUGUCAUAAGACCGACCAAGUUGAAGGAGUAGAAGGUUGACUAAAAUUGAGAAAAGAGAGACUGUCUCCAGUCAGGCUUUUAUUGAACCUAACCUGUACCAACUGAUCUGUGAUAAAGCAAUCUGCCCUUGUGGAGUGACAAGCAUGAAAAAAUGUCAUUAAAAAAAUUCCAAACUAAUAUUUUCUUUUGGACUGCAAAAGGAAAAUGAAAGUUUAUGAACCAAACUCAAUGCAGUUAGAAAACCAGGCUUUUGAAAAUGGUAGUUUUUGGGGCAUCUCAUUGCUUCUGUAAACUAAUUUUGUUUCAGCGACUACAUCUGGUAAUUCAUAUUUUGUUAGUUGCUGUUAGUUUUGUAAUGACCUCCAUCUGAACAUCUGCACAAACCAUAACAUUUCUACUCUUUAGCCAAAGUGUGGAAUCCAACUAUAGAACCUCAACCCAUUUCUGUUUUCCCUUGGAGGAGUAGACAGAUAUUUUUGUGUUUACUUCUCCCAAUGACACAUCCUAACCAUUUGCUCAACAGUAGGACUGAUUUAAAGCUUUGACUUAGAAUAUUUAAUGCCAGUAAGUCGUCCAAAUUCCCCUGAAUAAUUUAGCCAAAUCAUCUAAAUCUGAUUUGCAUAGCUAGUAAUGUACAACUCUGUUCCAGUUGUCUAAUUUGGUUGCUUAUUUUUCAUUAUCCAACCAUGAAUAUAAAUAAGAUUAAUGCAGAAAG
Hemiscyllium ocellatum (epaulette shark) is the source of this 5203-nucleotide messenger RNA. RefSeq names its product LRAT domain containing 1 (gene lratd1). The transcript is spliced from 3 exons. The coding region runs from base 258 to 1184 and encodes 308 amino acids. The record is from RefSeq and is a predicted model, not a curated record. NCBI's taxonomy places the organism in Eukaryota, Metazoa, Chordata, Chondrichthyes, Orectolobiformes, Hemiscylliidae.